This is a messenger RNA of Babesia bigemina, 1305 nucleotides long. Its product is annotated as adenylosuccinate synthetase, putative. NCBI's taxonomy places the organism in Eukaryota, Apicomplexa, Aconoidasida, Piroplasmida, Babesiidae. Gene Ontology annotation, molecular function: GTP binding; adenylosuccinate synthase activity. Gene Ontology annotation, cellular component: cytoplasm. The transcript has 8 exons. Gene Ontology annotation, biological process: IMP metabolic process; 'de novo' AMP biosynthetic process. The record is from RefSeq and is a predicted model, not a curated record. The coding region runs from base 1 to 1305 and encodes 434 amino acids.
AUGGUAACUAGAACACCUUUCGAUCCGGCGGUCUUUCUUGUUGCAGGGAUGCAAUGGGGAGAUGAAGGAAAGGGAAAGGCAGUCGCGGCCUUUGCCAAAGAUGUUGACAUAAUCGCAAAAUACAACGGCGGACAUAAUGCUGGGCAUGAAAUUGUCUUGAAUGGCAAACAAUACAAGCUGCAUCUCCUUCCUAGUGGAUCGGUAUACCCGUACACAACCAACGUCUUGGGUCAUGGUAUGGUUAUCCAUUUAUCAAGCCUAUUAAAGGAAAUUGAAAUGUUGCGGGGUAAUGGCAUCGAAGUUAUGGAUAGGCUGCUCAUAUCGGAUCGUGCGCAUCUACUUUUGGAUGCCCAUAUUGAGAUUGAUCGCAAUAUGGAAAAAGCCAGAAAGGCCGCCGGAGGUGAAAUAGGGACGACCUUGCGCGGGAUUGGACCUUGUCAUGCUACCAGGUCGUCGAGGACUGGUGUGCUGAUGGGAUCCUUACUUCAUUGGGAUUUCUUUAAGAAAUCUGUCAUGGAUAUCUACAAAAUUCACACCGAUCCGGAAACGUCGGAAAAAAUGGCUACAGAAGAAAUCGAAAGGCAUGCAACACUUUACAAGAUAUUUUCAAGAUGUAUUUGUGAUACGGGAUACUUCAUCAGCGAAGCCAUAAGGGCUGGGAAACGAGUAUUACUAGAAGGCGCAAAUGGAUCUUUGUUGGAUAUCAACAUGGGCACUUACCCGUUUGUUACUUCGUCCAUCACACUGGCUUGUGGAUCGUAUGUUGGACUUGGGGUGCCAUUAAGUUCCCCAAUGUUCAGAAUUGGUAUUCUUAAGUGCUACCAGACGCGAGUGGGUAUGGGCCCCUUUCCUACUGAAUUCUUCGACGAAAAUUAUGAACACAUCCAAAAGGAUGGCACCGAAAUAGGUGUGUCCACAUGCAGAGUGAGGAGGUGUGGGUGGCUGGAUUUGGUUGCUGCAAGAUAUAUCCAGAGGCUGAACUGUUUUCAUGCCGUUUAUCUCACAAAAUUGGACGUCCUCACAGGACUUAAAGAAAUAAAAGUGUGCGUAGACUACCGAAAUAAGAGAACAAACGACCUUUUGGAGAGGGGGCGCUUUCCGGCAACCACUGCAAUGCUGGAUGAGUAUGAACCCGUGUAUAAAACCUUCCCCAGCUGGGAAAGUGAUAUUUCCAAUGUGGAUACGUAUGACAAAUUGCCUGAAAAUGCUCGUACGUACGUGGAGUUUGUGGAAGAGGAAUUAGGCGCCUUCAUUCAAUGGAUUGGCGUCGGUCAAGACGUCAAAAGUACGAUAGUCAGGUCGUGA